UUACAGGUGUUAUCUUAGUUGUAAAGAAAAGACAAUUAAAUGCGAAACAUGCUCCUAGUUUUAUUUUUAUCAAUACUGUGAAUAAAGAGCUGUUCCGAUCACACCAAUCAAAUAGUUGAUCAAUAAAUACAACAAGCGUGGACACAGAAAAUGUAAAAUAUAUGAUAAACAUAACCAACUGUUCAUUCAAGAAAACGGCAAAUUUGAUUGACAGGGAAAUUUAUUUCUCUUUGAAAUGAAAACCAAUCGUGCUAUUACAGAGUAUUCGGUACCUGCGAUGAACUUCUUCAACACUACUAGUGUAUCUGAACAAAACUAUACCAAUAUUUAUAUUAAUGGAAGUGAAAUAACAAAUUCUUCAAAUGGAACUAUAAACUUUGAAAUGCCUCACGAGUACCGCCACCCUCCGGAAAUAACUGCGAUUUACAUUAUAGCAUAUGGUAUUGCGUUUUUAUUUGCACUUUUUGGCAAUGUCAUUGUGAUAGCAGUAGUUUUACGAUAUAGGUGGAUGCAUACAGUGACUAAUUUUUUCAUAGUAAAUCUGGCAAUAGCUGACAUUUUAGUAUCUCUGUUUUGUAUACCAGUAUCACUUCUAACACAUAUAUUUGUUGAAUGGCGGUAUGGAGCUGUGAUGUGCAAAAUAACACCGUACUUACAAACUGUAUCUGUGUGUGCAUCUGUUAAUACACUUGCUGCCAUUGCUGUAGAUCGAUACCUGGCUAUAUGUUACACAUUUAACUACAAGAUGACUUGGACGACAUCUAAGUGUAUAAUGUGUUUUGUUUGGGUUUUCUCACUUGGUGUUAGCAUACCUAUGGUUUUAUACCGGGAACUAAUAUUACAGGGUGGCUUACUGAAAGUUUGUAUUGAAACGUAUCCAAGUGAAACAGUCAGAAAAGUAUACUUCAUUGGAAUAUUUGUGUUCUUUUAUGCUAUUCCGCUUAUUCUGAUUAUAUUCUGUUAUUCAUUCAUAGGAUUUCGUGUGUGGAACAGAAAUGCACCCGGAAUAUUUAAAGCAAAUGGUGUUAUUCACAAAUCAAAAGUCAAAGUUGUAAAAAUGUUAGCUGUAGUUGUAAUAAUAUUUUUCAUAUCAUGGUUGCCAAACUAUAUAAUACAAUUCUGGGUAUACUUUGAAAUGGAUCAGUUUAGAGAUUACGACUCGCUUAUGUUUGUUAUCAAAUACAUUUCACCGGUUGCUCAGUGGAUGGUGGUUUCAAAUAGCGGAAUAAAUCCAGUUAUUUAUUGCUUGUUUAGUAAAAAGAUAAGACUUCGAAUAAAAGCCAUGCUUAAAUGUCACAGUAAACACUUUUUGGACAGAACAUCUUCACACCCAAAGUAUUCCAGUACACGAUACUUUUCAGUUGACUACAGUAAUGGCCAUGUAACAUUAAGGCCAUACGGGAUAGAAAAAAGAAGAAAAUCGAGUAUGCGUAGUUUCAACAGUAACUUUUAUGAUUAACAAUUACGUUAAUGCAUGCCGAGGUUUACUAAUAUUUAGUCUAGUUCGGUAUAGAUUUGAACGAGAAAUGUGGAAACAAAAGAAAACGGGACACAUUUACAGUGUAAAAACAACCAUUAAAGUGUGAAUAAAACAUUCCAUAGCAUUUAGAACAAAUGCUUGGACUAUGCUCUAAAUGUUGACAUUCAAAGCAAGAUCAUUUUUAAAACCAGUACCCAAGUAUCGAAAUUAAACAAUAAGACAAUACUGUAUGUGUUUAUAUUCAAGUCGACCAGUAUCCGAGUAUACUAUAACAAAUCCGGCAAUAUUGUUUAUAGAUUAAUGGCUAGCAUUACCCAAAAAACGAUAUAGAACAGUUAUAAUUGGGAAACCAGUAAUGAAGUUAAAUUAUGAAUUACGGCUUUACAUGCUUGAUGUUUUGUCGAUAGGUUUUAAGCAUCUUAUCUACUAAAUUUUCGACGUUCACCGAAGGGUUAAUGACGGAAAAGAAACAACAGAAAACAUACAACAAAAAUAGACAUAGACAAUACAAUAAAAAAUCGGAUAAGGUAAUCGUCUUCUCUUGUGAAUGUAUCUUAUACUGCAUUCUUAUUUGAAGUCUUCUAUUUGAAAUGUAUGCAAAACGCUCUAUAAAUAUCGAUUUCACUAACAUCGGAUAAUUUCUGAAGAAAUAAUCAUCAAAGAACGAUUAAAAGCAAAAUUUCAGAAUUAUAAGCGUGCGCCGUCUUCGGUCAAUUGCACAUGAAAAGAACUGUAAAUUUAGAUUCUAUAAAAAAUACAAA
Messenger RNA from Mytilus trossulus (common blue mussel), 2241 nucleotides. RefSeq names its product neuropeptide SIFamide receptor-like. Gene Ontology annotation, cellular component: plasma membrane. Gene Ontology annotation, biological process: G protein-coupled receptor signaling pathway; cellular response to hormone stimulus. The transcript has 3 exons. Gene Ontology annotation, molecular function: peptide binding; neuropeptide receptor activity. The record is from RefSeq and is a predicted model, not a curated record. Bases 236 to 1459 code for a protein of 407 amino acids. Lineage: Eukaryota; Metazoa; Mollusca; Bivalvia; Mytilida; Mytilidae.